Cotesia glomerata is the source of this 1565-nucleotide messenger RNA. Its product is annotated as TBC domain-containing protein kinase-like protein. The transcript has 8 exons. The record is from RefSeq and is a predicted model, not a curated record. The coding region runs from base 792 to 1487 and encodes 231 amino acids. NCBI's taxonomy places the organism in Eukaryota, Metazoa, Arthropoda, Insecta, Hymenoptera, Braconidae.
CUACAUUUACGUACAUACAUAGUACACACAUACAUGUUCCAGUAUAUCAGACGUCUACAAGUAAUUGCGUCUUUCAGAAUUCAAGCGUCUUACGAAAUUACAAAAAAUAAUAAAAAAUAAGGAUGUAUUUUGUUGCUUUUUCUGAUAAUUGGUCUUCGACUGUACCAGAAAAUUGGUUACAAAAAGAAGAAAAUAAACUGCAAUGGCCUCCUAAAACUGGAAAUGCUGCGAAUGCAUGCAAGAAAAAAAUGAUGCUUAAGAGUAAUUGACCCUAUGUAAAGUACACAAAGCUGUUAGGACCCUACGAUACGUUUGAAAUUGCUAGUCAAGUAGAAAUCGCCACCGUUGAUUUGUCAACAAGUGAUGAGGCAUCUUUUUUAUCUAUUACGAAACAAAAUGAUGUCCGUGGGAAGCGCACGCAAAAACUACCAAAACGCUAUCAACAUUCUAAUAAAGAGUCUUUCAAUGAAAAGGAGAAAGAAACUGAUAACUCAAAUAAUGAUGACAGCAUUUCGGAAAAAGAUUUUAAUUAUAAACCGAGAGGUUCUGAGGAUGAAGUAGAUAUUUUAUUAGAUACUCAGCCUUUAGAUUAUGGCAAUUUUUUCGAUGAUGUCGAAGAAAGUCCCACAAAAACAAGAGAAAGAGAUAAGAAAAUAACUAUUCGUAGCAUUGAAUUUAUUCCUGAAUUUGUUACUCCUAAUCAAGGUGAUAAAAAUCAGAAAUUAAUUAAUCGAUCAAAGUGUGAAGAUGUGAAAAAAGUUGACAGAAGCAAUGACGAUAAUUAUGAAAAUAUGGAAAUAAAUAAUAAUAACGAUAACAACAGUAACAGUGACGAAAAUAAAAAAAAAGGAAUUAAUUCUAACAGUGGGCCAAUUAGUAACACGCCGCAUACCAUCGUCAAUAAAAAUGCUUUUAUUUCAACUCAGAAAACUAAUGGUGAAAAAAACAAUGAUAAAACUAACGGAAUAAUUAUUGAAGAACCUGCUUGUCAGAACUGUUGCAUUGCAUGUAGAUCACAGAGACAGCAGAUACUACGAAAAUUAUACAGUAUCCUUAUGCAAUUACAAUGUCUUAACAUUGUUCAAAAUAAGUCUUCAAUUGGUACCGUCAGUGCUCUACCGGGAUUCACUAUCAAAACUUUAAUAGUUUUGCAAGAACUUAACCAGAAAUUGGUCGAAAAUGAAGAAGCACGCGCGCAAUUUACUAAUCUUAUUCAACUUAGACGAGUGCCUGACGGAAAAAAACAUAUACGAGAUGUCUUAUCAUAUAUUUUAGAUGAUGAAUUAAGUCGCAAGUUAUCUUGGAGCGACCAGAAAAAAACUAUAGCCGUUAAAGACAUGACUUUCACGAAACUCUUAACCGAUGCAAUCAUUAAUUUAAAUCCUCAAUGUUCCUUGUCAGAUUUGAAUGGACAAAUCAAAACAUGGCUUCAGCAUGCUAGUGAUCGAAUCAAAUGUGUUAACGUUAAACAUCAGGCAAAAAAUUAACAUUUAAUUAAAAUACUUAUUCAUGAUCUACUAUUAUACCAAAUUUUCAUUUCUUAUGUUUUUUGAUUUAUUUAAGAA